This is a messenger RNA of Triplophysa rosa, 1898 nucleotides long. Its product is annotated as beta-1,4 N-acetylgalactosaminyltransferase 2-like. Gene Ontology annotation, biological process: UDP-N-acetylgalactosamine metabolic process; UDP-N-acetylglucosamine metabolic process. The record is from RefSeq and is a predicted model, not a curated record. NCBI's taxonomy places the organism in Eukaryota, Metazoa, Chordata, Actinopteri, Cypriniformes, Nemacheilidae.
AUGGGUCUCUACUGCAUAGGGACGUUUCCCAAUGACAACCCUCAGCCCUGCACCUGCCAAGAUACCGAGCCAGCAAAGCAGCACGUCCCAAAAGAAGAGAUGGAAGAUCUCCAGAGACGCAGAGCAGAAGAGUACAGACAACAUCAGAUCAGAACGGGCAAACAGAAUGAAGUUCUUCUACUUGCCCCUUCCAACACCCCUCUCCAGUAUCCCAUCAGAGGAUUCAGAGUAUUGCCCAUGAAUAAAACUCUCAUUCCUGGUCUAGCUCUGCACGCACAAAACCGAACAAUUUACGAGGUGUCGCUGAGGGUGGGGAAAGGUGUGCUGUCAGUAAUGGAUGUUCAGGAAGGAGAGGACGUGGACGCAAAUGAGAGAAAUCUGACCAUCUCAUCCACCGGCCUUGAGAAACUCAAUGAUCUGCUGAGCCGAGUGACCUACACCAGCACCGUCUACCACAUCAAGACCGAAGAUCUCUCUUACUUCUCUUUUGAGAACCAUGAGGUCAUUUUCCCAAUCGAGAUCAGACGUCCAUCAGUUCCUGUUCUUUAUGAUCCGGGGAAGGAUAUAAACUCUCAGGUGACUGUACUGGUGAAAGCGUUUUUGAGAUAUAAAGAACUAAAAGUUCUUAUUAAGAGUAUUCGUGUGAACUACCCAAACCUAAAGAUCAUUAUUGCAGAUGACAGUCAUAACCCAGAGAUGAUUAAUGGAGACAAUAUAGAGCAUUACAUCAUGCCUCCAGCACAGGGUUGGUUUGCAGGCAGAAAUCUGGCAGUAUCACAAGUCACCACUAAAUACUUCUUAUGGGUGGAUGAUGAUUUUUUGUUCCUGAACGAGACACGUAUAGAGAGUUUUGUGAAGAUCAUGGAAGCCGUUCCUGAACUAGAUGUGGUUGGCGGUGAGGUUGUAAGAAAUCGGUUUGCCUUUAAAUUGCUCUAUCAAGAGGGAAACAGCGAUGAAGGCGGCUGCAUCAGACGUGUCAGAGCAACACACGGACCCGUGCCGGGAUUGGACAGGUGCUUCUUCGUCGAUGGGGUCGUCAACUACUUCAUGGGCCGAACGGAUGCUGUGCGAAGGGUCGGUUUUGACCCGUUCCUCAAAAGGGUGGCUCACACUGAAUUCUUCAUCGACGGACUGGGAGGUUUGUUAGUCGCCACCUGCGAAGGUCUCCAAAUUGGCCACCAGGAACGCAAGGUCACAGGAGAUUAUAAUAAGUACAGGUUUCCGCCGAAAAGUGAUUCAGAUCAAAAAAUGAAACACCAUUUCUUCAAGAAUCAUCUCAAAUGUAUCAAGUAUUGAGGAGAAUUACAGAUGACUUGGAGUGAAUAACGAGAAAACUCAUUUAAACUCUUUAUUGUGUCAUGACUUAAGAAUGUCCUUGACAAAAUGCCAAGAGCACAUUUCUGCUCAUUCUAGCCCAGGGCAUUGAAGGUACUAUAAUCUUGUGGAUUUUGCCCUAGCUUAAUAAAACUUGUCAACAUGGCUUCUUUAUGUGAAUACGAGUGCAGUAUCAGGUAGUUGUCAAUUGCUGGUCGUUUAUAUGUGAAAUGAGGACAUGACUGCAGCUGGCGAUGAGGCAAAAUCCAGCAUGUCCAGUGCAAAAAUUGAAGAGACCUUUUUGAAGUCAAUUUGGUUUACUUAUGAGCAAUUGAGCUUAAAUGAGACUUGGGUGUUUGUAAUAGACGUAGGUUAUGGUGUCAGCCAUGAUGUGUUGCAAUUUUGAGGUGUUCAGUCUUAUAAUGAUUUCAGAAAAUAAAUGCGAUUGCUCUCCACACGAAUCAACUGUGUCUUGUUUUUCACUGACAUGUCUCUUAAGUGGGUCUCUUAAACCGGGCCUAAAUGUUUGUAUCUAAUUUGUUGUAUGUAUGCAAAUCUACUCAACAUACUGUAUCCCAAAUAAA